UUCCAAAUAGUUUUCAUCUUAGUCAGUAUAUGUUGUAAUAUUGGCUUCUUUUAAAUCCUUAAUUAGUGUUAUUGGUAUGUUCCAUCAUAAAGGAUAGACAGAAACUCUCUAUAUGCGCGGAAAUAGUGAUUGUGACACAUGUUGACAAAUGACCUUGCAGAAACAUUCAUGGCCCAAAGGUUAGGCGAGCGCUCUUGAGGUUAAAGAAUGAUAAACAUAACCUGUAUGUGUUAGAGGAGCUUGUGCCGAUGUUUUCGCGUAGGCCUACUCCUUAUCCUCCUUUUUCUAGUUGAUUGGCAAUGCAUACAUUAUUGUACCUGCCUGGGGCUCCCCUGAUCCAUGGACGGGAUGGUGGAAGAGAACGGGACAUCUGGGGGCAACGGUGACCCGCUAGCGGCAUCUCCCACACCUCACCCCAUAGCUGUCACUAAUGUUCGGGAGGCCACCAUCGUUACAUAUAACACGCAGCCACAGAAGGGGCAAUCAGUGAUUCAGAGCAACCAACAGUCGGUGAUACAAUCUGCCAACAACCAGCUACCAGUGCUCACAAAGGGCAACGUCAUUCUGGUCGGCAAACCAAACUCUGUCAUCCAGACAACCCAAGGCAACUUGCAGACACUUCAGGUAGUGGUGGAAGCAGGCUCAGACGACAGUUUAUCUAAUGACGAGGAUGCGACGACGCGCAAGAGAAGGGACAUUCUGACCCGAAGGCCCUCGUAUCGGAAAAUCCUCAACGAUCUUGGAGGUGCGGAAAUCUCAGGUAGCAAGACUACCUUCUUCAAACCUCUUUUUGGGGGCAAGGUGGAGUCGUCAGGGUCCGACUGUGACUCUAACCUGGACUCCGAGCUCUCGUCUCAUUCUCUACCAACACAUUACCAGGCAGUGAUACCAGCGGGAACAAUCCAGCUUACGAGUCAAGGCGAAGCGGUGACGGGCCUGCACACACUGACUAUGACCAACGCUACGGGAGGCAGUGGCACGCUUGUACAGUACACGCAGGGACAGGAUGGGCAGUUCUAUGUGCCUGGUGAGAUAGUGGUGACACAGUCUGGAAGCCUAUCGGGAGGACCAAUUAUGGCAGAGGACCAGGCCAGGAAGCGGGAACUUCGGCUACUGAAGAACAGAGAAGCAGCGAGGGAGUGCAGAAGAAAGAAGAAGGAGUAUAUAAAGUGUCUGGAGAACCGAGUGGCUGUCUUGGAGAACCAGAACAAGGCCUUAAUAGACGAACUGAAGUCUCUAAAGGAGUUGUACUGCCAGCAGAAGACGGAAUAGUGAUUCCCCACUGACUGAACAAGAGGCCUUCAAUGACCCCUCGGAAGGAAGGGUUCACAGCGCCAGAGUAUAUAUUUUCUUUGUCCCUUCCCCCGAGAGUUGGUACGUCGCCGUAGUUGUAACGAUCUAGUCUCGAUCGCAGUCGGUUACCCUCGGAACACUUUGGAACCAAAAUAAGGCUUUUAUUGUGGACAAGGCUGUUGAUGAACCGUUUAUUAUGGUUAUGUUUAUUUGUUUUCCAUUGUGGUCAUCUAUAUGGAUUUGUUGCAAUAUUUACUAGGCUGUGUUCGUGUAGGCAUUUCCAAUUAUUACUAUUAGUUAGUUUGGCUUAGAAUAUACUCAGAUAAUUUUGGUGCCUCAGUUUAAAGUAAGAGUAAUACAAAUUUGGAUUGAAUGUGCUAACAGCCUUAAACAGUUAGUAGUUUCUAAAGCAGAUGGUUUAAAUAUUAUGUAUAAACACAUAGCUUUAAUAAAGUUUAGAAAAUAAUGUUUGCUAUGUUUCUUGGAAUUAAUUGCUCAUUCAUGAAUUGAUUAAAACAUUUUCUGUUAUAGUUUCAUGUAUUAAUAAUAAUACAAUUAACAAACUGUUUUCAAUGCAUGUGACAAUUUUUAUUACUGAUGAUCAAGUAUCUGCUGUUUUCAUAGAUAUUGAGUCUAUUACUUCUUUCGUAAAGAUAUUUCUUGUUACCAGAAGUUAAAGGUUUCUUUAUAUUAUAAAAGAAAAUAAUUUACUCAUGCUUUACUUUCCUUAUCAGUAAUAAGGAAAUAAAUACUCUUUGGAUCAAUAAUUUGCAGGCAAAUUUAUUAUUUAUUUUUCUACCAUCAUCAUUAGAGAUCAAGUUAUCACAAAUUAGAGUAUUUAUUUAAUAAUCAUUAAAGUUUAUAUUUAACAAUAUAUUUCAUCAGCAGCCUUGUUGGGAAAAGUGCCUCGUUAACAAAUGUAAAUUAAAUGCACUUUAUGGUAGACAGUUUUCCAUUGCUUACGCUUAAAACUUGUUCUCUCGUUGAAUCAAACCUUGUUGUUUUUCAGUCGAUUGUUUGUCUGAAAAGUCAUUAACCAGCUACUUAAUUGUAUUUUGGUAAUUUUUACACAAUCAAAAGGAAUUCGUGUUCCUGUAAAGACUAUUUUUGAUGAGCUUAUAGUUUCCGAUGUGUUACAUCUUUAAAAGUAAAAGUAAAAUUGAUCAUUUAAAUUUUUCAUCACACUUAUUUUUAUUUCAUUAUUGUACUUUUUACAUAGCUAAGUCCUAACAAUACUAUAAUUUUGGCAACAUUAUCUUGUGAUCACUAAGCUGUCAUUGCGACACCAGUGCUUUAUUGUUAUUCCUUGGUCAAUAUUGAUUUGUGUUGUUUGUAAAUAUUUGUAAAUGUACAAUUAGUUUGUUUAUUUAUGAUCUAGAAAGUACUUUGUUAUUUGUAACAAAUAACAUAAAUAUAUUUUAUAGACAGAAAUAAUUUGUUUUGUUGUUUAUUUUUUUGAGGCAAUUUAUUAUGUAUUUUAUGCUCAUUCUAUGUUUUUAUGAGAAUCAAUUUAUUUAUUUGAUUUUAAAUGUUCAAACUGAUUUUUUUUAUAGUUUAAAAAUUAUUCCACGUGCCAAUUUUUAUUAUUUUGGAAUGGUCAGGGUAGGUAGCUGCCUAUUCCUUUAAGGGAUUACCGUAAAUUGUUUGUAUAGUGUGUUUGUUCUUUGUUAUUUUGCUGUAAAAACUAAGACUAAGCUGUACUAGAUUGCUGUAAAUAAUAUUUUAUUACCAUCUACAGAAUCUUUCAAAAUGAUAGACAUAUGUAACAUAUACGAAGUGUAAUUAUUAGACUUAAUUUUAAAAGACCACAGUUAAUACACUUAUGUGUUUGUACAGAAAAAUAAAACUUAUAUUUUAUAAUUA
Molecule: messenger RNA, 3156 nt
Organism: Homalodisca vitripennis (glassy-winged sharpshooter)
Lineage: Eukaryota; Metazoa; Arthropoda; Insecta; Hemiptera; Cicadellidae
Product: cyclic AMP-responsive element-binding protein 1-like
Exons: 8
Coding region: 340-1272 (310 amino acids)
Biological process (GO): regulation of transcription by RNA polymerase II
Cellular component (GO): nucleus; transcription regulator complex
Molecular function (GO): protein binding; RNA polymerase II cis-regulatory region sequence-specific DNA binding; DNA-binding transcription factor activity, RNA polymerase II-specific
Source: RefSeq, a predicted model, not a curated record